AUGUUCAAGAGAUAUCCUACACCUGUGCUAAAGACUUACUGGCCAUUCUUUGUUGCUGGCGCAGUCGUAUACUGUGCAAUGGGGAGCCUCACCGAAACAAUGCUAAAAUCUGAUGAAUAUAUUAAUGAUCCAAGAAACCCAAGAUUUAAAAGAGGUGAAAAACCAGUGGAUUUGAAGAAGAAGGAUUAA
Molecule: messenger RNA, 189 nt
Organism: Maudiozyma barnettii
Lineage: Eukaryota; Fungi; Ascomycota; Saccharomycetes; Saccharomycetales; Saccharomycetaceae
Gene: ATP18
Product: F1F0 ATP synthase subunit i
Exons: 1
Coding region: 1-189 (62 amino acids)
Biological process (GO): proton motive force-driven ATP synthesis
Molecular function (GO): proton transmembrane transporter activity
Source: RefSeq, a predicted model, not a curated record